This is a messenger RNA of Entrophospora candida, 840 nucleotides long. The record is from the annotation of a GenBank genome assembly. Lineage: Eukaryota; Fungi; Glomeromycota; Glomeromycetes; Entrophosporales; Entrophosporaceae.
AUGCACAAUGACGUUUGUGUUACGCAUCACAAAUCAGAUAUGGCCGGAAGAACUGUUAUAGCGGAAAGAGAACAUAGACUAUCUAUGCUUCGUGAACGUGCAAAACAAAAACAAAAUGAGUUAAAAAUUUUAAAUUCUGUCACGGGUAAUGAUUCAUCAGUAGAACUGGAAACAGAAAAAAUUGAAAAUGCAGAUAAUGUAGAAAUCAGUGAUGGACAUAUUAAUUUUUGGGCAGAUUUAGAAAAGCAAUCAACGCAAGUUGUUAAAACCAAUGAAGAGUAUGAAGCAGAAAAAAAGGCAAAAGAAAAAAAAUCAGAGAGACAAUUUACAAUGUAUUUAGAUGAAGUAAAAGAAAAAACACCUUGGUAUGUAAAGUUAGGAUUCGAGGAAAAGGAUUUGGUCAAAGAAGACAAAAAGAGUAACAAGAGCGUUAAGAAGGCGAAAUCCGGGAAGAAAAAAGCUAUCGGUGAUCCUUUGAUUACAAUUAAGUCAAACUUGGAUAAAUUAUCAAAAAAGAAACCAAAGGGCCGGGCAAGCAUCAAAACAAAAUCGGCAUCAAAGAACAAUAAUAAUGAGGCUUCUGACAUUGAAAAAUUACGUGAAAAAAGAUUGGAAAGAGAAGAAAGGGAAAAACUACGUGCUCAAAGAUUAUUGAAUCCUGAUAUGGUUGAAGAAGACAACACAACGCCAAAUAAACCAAAUAAACGAUAUUACUCACAAUAUAAUCCAAAAGAGACUAAAACUGCUCAUGACCAUUGGGUAAAAAAAAGCAGGAAUGAACAGUAUCAUGUUGAAUCCACGCGAACUACAAAUAAUAAUAAUAAAAGACAGGGUUUUUAA